Mizuhopecten yessoensis (Yesso scallop) is the source of this 1779-nucleotide messenger RNA. RefSeq lists its product as uncharacterized. The record is from RefSeq and is a predicted model, not a curated record. The transcript is spliced from 4 exons. Bases 493 to 1146 code for a protein of 217 amino acids. NCBI's taxonomy places the organism in Eukaryota, Metazoa, Mollusca, Bivalvia, Pectinida, Pectinidae.
UACGUAGCACGCUAUUUAUACAGAAAGCUACAACAACAAGGAAUCGCUGAUCGAUACGUGAUCUUUCGCGGCGGACGCGGGAUUGCUAUCUAGCAGUCGUGUCAGAGAGGCGAGAGAGGCCAAAAAUGGCAGCAGCAUCUGUGUAUGUGUUGAAUACAUUCAAAUUUCUUUUUUACACAAAGGCAGCCAAACGAUCUUACUAGUUAUUACGACACAACACAACGAGUAAUGGAAGUACAGACGACAAAGACCCGCCAUAGUGUCACAUGUACGUGUUUUUAAAGUAGCACAGAAUGUGCACGACUGUGCUUCAAUACAGCAGUGCAGCAGUAGUGCUAUCGAUCGUGGGUUGUGUAUAACAGACUUUGACAAGGCUUCUUCCGUUGCCUUCUAUCGAUCGUGUGUGCUUAUCCCUCGUCCAGAACAGCCACCCGUGAUUCCCAACUCCAGCAGAGAGUAUGCCGAUUAGCUUAUUAACAGCUGUUCCAGUCUAUGAUGCAAACUGUUAUCACAUGGAGGCGCCCACGUGAUGCUCAUCGAAAUCUUCACUAUGGAAACCCUUGCUUGUUUCUGAUUGGUAAUGCUCUGUGUUACAUCAUAUCCGGUCUGAUUCUCCUUGUUAUUGGCGUCAUCAUUACGUCACUGACAUUCCAGAAUUUGGAACACCACGACAGUGAAACAAGUGAGAGGUACGCUGGUCCCAUUCUUAUCGUGGUUGGAGUACUUGUCUUAGCAAGAGGUGCCUUAAACCAUAUCCGGCCCGGAGAUUCUACCAACCCACAACGACUCGUUAUACGAAGUUACACAGGAGAAAUUGCCACCAGGCCAAUAAUGGAGUACAGUAGCAAUUCCAUGACGAUGUGCAGCGUUGUCAGUAUUGGGGAGACACAUGAAUAUCCCAGACUGUCAAUAUACAAUGACGAUCCUCCGUCAUAUGACGCUGUCAUUGAGACCAGUGGCGAUCCCGCUUGCAUAAGCGAAUCAACAACGACACGUGACGAGUCAACACAGUCCCCUGACGAACAACAGGAGUUGCCGCCCUCCUACGAGGAGUGCUUUCAGGCUGCUGCUGCUACCGCGACUACAUCUAUCGACGCUACCACUACGCAACAGGAAACGGAAGUAUUCAGUUCCAAAGACACGUGACCAGCUGUUUCAAUGUCUUCCAUCACUUGUAUCAUCAAAAGCUCGUAAGACAAUUGAAAUCACUCCCAAUCAUUAAGACAUUACAAGAGAUCGGCCUUUCUAAAACUAUGCAAACGAGAAAGCAUUUCAUCUGUCUCUUUUAUACUUGGUUGCAUGAGUACCAAACACCUUUGUGCCAUUUUGACACCAUUUCUUACGAACCGUAGGGCGAAAUGGGAACAGAAUCAAUGAAUGAAUGGUUUCGCACGUUCUCACCCAUUGAAAGUGAUCAUUUUUCACACACAGGAAAAUGUCGUAAACUAUGAAUCAGGUACGCUAAUUUUUAAACAAGUAGCCUUUAUUAAUGUUAGUGACGUGUCUUCUGUUACUUUAAGUUGUGCGCGUAGGCUCAAUAAUUUACGCUGUAGAAAAGAGAUAAUAUAUUGAUUAUGUAAAUAAGUGCUUUUUACCUUUGUGGGUUAGUGGAUAAAGUGCAGGAACAAUACACGUGCAUAUGACGAUUCGUUGGGGACAAUUCUGUGUGGUCUUUUUCAUUAUUUCCACAAGUGCAAAUGAAUAUUUGGACCUCAAAGUUCUUUUUCAACCAUUUUAUAUUUCGUUUGUAUAAUGUAAAAUAAAUUGUGUUCGAUAGUA